Camellia sinensis is the source of this 837-nucleotide messenger RNA. RefSeq lists its product as uncharacterized. The record is from RefSeq and is a predicted model, not a curated record. Lineage: Eukaryota; Viridiplantae; Streptophyta; Magnoliopsida; Ericales; Theaceae.
AUGUACACCCUCAUUAUCCAAAUCCUUGGUGUGUGGGAAGGGGAGGAUUUCAAUGAAAUUAGAUUCAUCAGUGAGAGGAAGGGGUGUUCAAGAAGAGAGAGGGGGAUAAAGGACUUUAAUGAGCUUAUUGACAAAUUGGAAUUAACGGAUCUGCCUAUGCUAGGUAGACAGUUUACCUGGUGUAAUGCAUUGGAUGGGGAAAGAUGGAGCAGGAUAGAUAGAUUCCUGUUGGAUUCUAGAUGGCUAGAAAAAUUCUCUUUUAAGCAAUGGGUUUUACCUAGAACCAUAUCAGAUCACUGCCCAAUUCUGUUGAAGGAGGAUGAAAGGCAUUGGGGCCCCAAACCCUUCAAGUUCUUAAAUCCUUGGCUUUCAUAUCCUACCUUUAUGCCUGAAGUUAAACAGCUUUGGCAGAACAACCAUGUGUCAGGAUGGGCAGGGUUUAGACUCAUGAGGAAACUGAAAGAAUUAAGACCUCAUUUAAGGGUGUGGAACAAGGAGGUGUUUAGUGAUAUUGAUUCUCUUUUAAAGUCAGCUGAAGAGGAGUUGCAUGAUUGGGAUCUGAAGGCAGAAUCUGGGUCUCUAUCUAAUGAGGAUAUUAGAAGAAGAAGAGAAGCUAGAAGUGUGGUGUGGAAAUUAAGCAGAGAUAAAGAGUGGUUAUGGCAUCAAAAGUCCAGAAUGCUUUGGGCUCAAAAUGGUGAUAAAAACACUAGGUUUUUCGACAUUAUGGCUAGUAGGAGACAAAGAAAGAACUUGUUAGAUUCAGUUUGUGUGGAGGGGGUGUGCUUUGAGGACCCUGCUCAGAUUAAAAAGGCUGUGGUUAGGCAUUUUAGGCAGUAG